Colletotrichum paranaense is the source of this 1314-nucleotide messenger RNA. RefSeq names its product cyclopentanone 1,2-monooxygenase. The record is from RefSeq and is a predicted model, not a curated record. Gene Ontology annotation, molecular function: flavin adenine dinucleotide binding; N,N-dimethylaniline monooxygenase activity; NADP binding. The transcript has 3 exons. Bases 1 to 1314 code for a protein of 437 amino acids. NCBI's taxonomy places the organism in Eukaryota, Fungi, Ascomycota, Sordariomycetes, Glomerellales, Glomerellaceae.
AUGACAUCUUCACCUCCUCAGAGCAACGGAUUCGGCCAGUUGAAAAGGCUAGAUGUUCUCAUCGUUGGUCCUGGUUUCGGCGGAUACUACAGCCUCUAUAAACUUCGUAAGCUUGGGCUCAAUUAUUGGAACACCUACCGCGGAGCCCUCGUCGACUCGGAAAUGCCGUUUUACCAGUUCUCCAUUCCUAAGGUUUGGCGCAAGUGGAACUGGUCUGAGAGGUUCCCAAGUGGAGAAGAGCCGAGGGCCUACUUCAAACACCUCGAUAAGAUACUGGAUCUGUCUAAAGAUAUCACCUACAAAGCUGUUGUCAGUCAUGCAAGCUACAAGGAGGCCUUUGGGGAAUGGGCGGUGACGACUGAGAACGGCCAUAAGGCCGUUUGCAAGUAUCUCGUCUGUGCUACUGGCAGUUGUUUCAAGCCGCAUUACCCCAGUUUCCGAAAUCUAGACAACUACAAAGGACAACUCAUCCAUUCAACCCGGUGGCCAACUGAUGCCAAAGUUGUGGGCAAACGAGUGGCCAUCAUUGGCUCAGGCGCAACGGCUGUACAGUGCACUCAAGAGAUCUCAAAGGUGGCAGAGCAUCUGACAGUCUACAUUCGCACCGCCAGUAUCUCACUCACCAUGGUUCAGCGUCCCUUGAGUGACCUUGAGCAGGCAAUAGGCAAAUCCACCUACCGGAGGAGGUUUGAACAUUGCCGGAAUAGCCAUUCAGGUCUCGGAUACGAUAUACGGCCCGGGUCCGUGCUUGAAUUGAGUGAUGCUGAACGGGGAGAACUUUGGGAAGAGCUUUGGAAUCAUGACGGUCUUAACUUCAAUCAGGCGAAUUACCGAGACUUUCUUGUUGACGAGAAGCCCGACAGACUCAUGUACGACUUCUGGGCAAAGAAGGCCCGCCCAAGAGUCAAGAAUCCCGCUAAGGCCGCAUUCCUUGUAUCUGAGAAAGCACCUUUCGCAUUUGGGACCAAGAGGAGCAGUCUUGACAAUGGACCUCCAUUCAUUGAGAGUCAGGUUGACAUGAUUGCGGAACUUCUCCAUAAGCUCCAGAAAAAGGGUGUCAAGUCCAUUGAAGCACAGCGGGAUGUCGAGGAGAAGUGGAAGCAGGCAAUCCAGGCUGCCAAUGGCAAGACCUUAAUGCCCUUGACCGACUCGUGGUAUAACGGAGCCAACAUCCCAGGCAAGAAGAGAGAGCAAUUGAUAUACCUAGGUGGAGUUAAGAAAUAUCAAGAGGGAUGCCGAGAGGCACUAGCAACUCUAGCGGGGUUUGAUAUUGUACUUGAUGAGGGGAGGAAAGGUUCAACGGUAGCAUCAUAG